AUGCUGUGGGGCAGUUCGUUGGGCAGGAAGCCUCGAAGCUCCUGGUCAAGAACAUGUUCUGCAACAGUGAGGUCAUCAAGACGGUCAAGGUGGCUGCCGAGCCACUCACUGCUUUCGCCCUGCUUUACUGGAGGAACAGGGAAGUACCGCAUUGCCUCAUUCAACAAACAUCUGCUUUGCUUGUCCGACUGGCAUCAAAGAAUGCACUGUCCACUCUCAACGUCUCUCCACUUGUCCAACCGUGGUGUGCCGGAGCGGCCCUUCCGCCAGAGGAGGGGUCGGAUUGCGCAUGUCCAGGCAAGAUCACCUCAACGACCUUCUUUCAGAAUCUGCUUUCUAGCUGCAGCAGUUGGACGACGCUGCACAACUCGCUUUGCCAGUGGUCAAAAGGACGACCAAGCAGAGCUCGUUUCUGAAGCUCCGUCUCGCUCCCUCCGGGAAAGCGAUAAUCCGGUCGAGUCCGGGGCCGCCGAGCUGCUUCUGAGCAUUCUGCGCUUCUACCGGCAGUACAUCUCGCCAUCGCUUCCACCAAACUGUCGCUAUGUUCCAAGCUGCUCCAGGUAUGGUAUAGAGGUCGUGAAGAGGUACGGCGCGUUGAAGGGCCUUAUCCUCUUUGUCUGGCGAUUGCUUCGCUGCACGCCUCUGUUUCCCGUGGAUCGCGACCGAAUCGUCUGGGCCUACGACAGGUUCUGCAUGUCCGACGAGCCAGAGGAAUGGCACGACAAACUGUUUGGCAAGUCGACCACAUCAGACAGUUCAGCACUUGAAGGGCCCGAAGGACACCAUGAGCCAGCAGAAGACAGCGAAGACCGCGAUGCUGAAGCAAAAGGUUCCAUGGGUGAGGUUCCAGUUCUCGUCAUCCACGGUGACCGGGACAUGCUCGUGGACUGUUCGCAAGGCAGGCAGCUUCUGGAGCUUUGUCCCAGUAAAACGAAGCGCUUCGUCAGUCCUCCAGGAAUGGGUCACAACGACGACUUGCUGGCCAAUGUCGACCUGCUGUGGAGGCCUAUGAUGGAGUUCUUUGCGUUGCCGGACUAUGAUUUUCGACAGCUGCGUCUGCCUGAAGAGGCGCUGCGACCACCCAUGACCGCAUGUUGGCCAGAGCCUGCCGCGUCGUUUCUGUUUGUGGAUUGUCGCAGCACCCUGCUCGCCUUCCUCCCCGAUCCUUUGGACUGGCGGGCGCUCCAAUGCGCCUGCCGCUGGCGAACCGGACUGGAGGAUCUGCUGGCCAAGGUGCACCUUGAUCCACGACUACGGUCAGCCGUCGGCAGGUGCAUCUGCACGCUGCGCAGGCUGCCUCGAGAGGAUCUCUUAGGCGACCGUGUCCAGUCUGCGGAGCUCAGCGUGGAAAGCGAGCGCUUCUUUGUGACGCUGCUGGGCGCGCGGCCCAAGGGCGUGCAGGGAAAAGCUCUCGACUUGAGCUUCUGGCAUUCGCAAUUGAUUCCGAAACAAGGUAGAAGUCUGGGUCUUUGGCUGCAGAGCUCUAAACUCGAGCACCUGUCCUUAGCCGACUGUGAUGGCCUCCUGCAGGGCGACGGCCUCUACAACGUACUCUGCGGCCUGGGAAGUGCACAGCUCCAGCUCAGGCAUCUUAACCUGUGCGCGGCAGAGCUCUCGCCAGCCAACUCUUCAGCUCUCGUGGACAUCAUGACACGAUGCCCGCUGCAGACUUUGAACCUGGCUUUCAACAUCCGGCUGAUGACGCCGGCAGGGCUGGAAGGCCUUGUAAGAGCAGCGGACAAGAAGGUGUUUGCUCUGCAGAGACUUGUGUUGAAGCAUUGCGACAUUGCUGCCAAAGUUGCGGCAAAGCUGGCCUGCUGGCUGAGCCACAUGCCGGACUUGCAAGAGCUGCUCCUGGACUGGAAUGUGGCAAUGUACACUUCCCUUGGGCUGCGCGGCCUGGUCCAGGGAAUGAGUUGCAUGCGCAAUGCAGAAGCUUCGGGCACUUUUUCUACGCUGCGCAUGUUGCAGCUGACCGGCUGUCAGCUGGGCUCUGGAGCCGAGGCAGCACUCAGAGACUUUCUUCGGCGCUGUCCUGCGCUACGGCAGCUGGAAGUUUCGCAGUGUCGUACCUCCCAGCGCAUUUGGGCGGAGCUCGGCCAUUGUGGAGGGAAAGGCCAUCAAAACUGCGGCAAGAAGCCUGGCUUUCUACAGGCUAUGAGGCAAUCAGCGGUGAGAGAGUGUCUACGGUGUCUGCUUCCUGGACCGCUGGAUUGGCGAGCGAUGCAGAUUGCAUGCCGAUGGGGAGACGGAACCUCAAAUGGGCCCCUGUCCGAGGUUCACCGACGGCCGCGCCUGCGGUCAACAGCCGUUAAAAUGGCCCGGCGCCUGCGGGGCUUAGGCGACCUCCUCGGAGCCGCAGCCCUGAAACAUUCAGCAGAGGAGCUUCGGUUUGCAGUAGAGAUCCUGGGCGCCAGACCACGGCAAGCUCCGCGUGUUCGACUUCCCGAGAUCCAAGCGUUGGACCUGAGCCACGAGCAUUUGCUCACAGGUGGCCAGAUGCUCGCACCCCUGCAGGGACGAGCACUUGGAAUCUUCCUUCGGCAUUGCCCGCAGCUCCAAGAGCUUUGCUUGCUGGGACACGCUCAGAUCUGCACAGCUGCGGGCUUGGAAGGCUUGAUGAAAGGGCUCGGAGAAGCUCGCCUUCCACUCAGGUCGCUGCACUUUGGAGGCUGCGGAGUUACUGAACACGCGGCUCCCCAUCUUGGACGGUUUCUACGUCAGUGUCCGGAGCUGGCUUCUCUGAGCCUUGCCGGUAGCUGGCAGCUUUGCACGGCGACCGGUCUCCGUGUCCUCACCGAGAUUUGGGAAGUGGAAGGCGAUGCUCGGCAGCUCGAAGAGCUGAACCUCACGAACUGCCGCCUCGGCGCUUCUUCCGCGGAAGCUCUGGGAGAGCUGCUCAGGAGGUGCUGCUUUCUCACCAAGCUGGUGCUGUCGGGAAACCAGGACUUGUUCGACGCUUCUGCGCUUGCCUACCUGCUGAAGGGCUUGGCGGAUGGAGGCUUUCCAAGACUGCGGGAGAUCACAACUGGGUCUCAGCUCCUCGAGGAAGAGGCCUUCCAGAAGGAGUUCAGCUGCUUCUUGCGCCGCUGCUCGCUGCUUCGUGCUAGAAGCAAAAAAGAUGCCUUCGACAAGCGCCUUUGUCCUCUUUAUCAUGGAGUGGUGGAGAUGACCAAGCACGAUCGGCCUCUCCCCGCUUCAAUGGGCGAUGAAGCUCAGGAAGUCUGGGGCUCUGAUGUGCCGAGGCCAGCUGAGGGACUCAGUCCCCGUCGAGGGCCCAAGUUCUGCGACGACAGAUGCAGACAUGUGGUUGGUGACCUCCAGCCACCGGAAGCUGAUGGCGAGGGAUUCAUCAGGCACUCUGGUGACUCUGCAGGAGCGGAGCCGGACCUGAAUGUGGGAAUCACCAGAUACUUGGGGCUACCCGAGUCAAGCGGCUUCAGUGCGAAAGUUGUGAGCACGAGCGGUAGCGGCGGAACUUCCCAAGUCCCAAGUGUGCCUCUCGGUAGUGGUAGAGAAAUCUCAGAAAUGAGCUGCUCAAAGCCAGUGGCCGCCGGCUAG
Messenger RNA from Symbiodinium sp. CCMP2456, 3561 nucleotides. Lineage: Eukaryota; Dinophyceae; Suessiales; Symbiodiniaceae. The record is from the annotation of a GenBank genome assembly.